AUUAAAAGUUUUUCUUCUCCCUAGUACCCACUUCAAGAUUAACUCUUUCACUUUUCAACUUUAGUAUAUGUACAACAAACGGAACCCUAACCAUGAAUCCAAAUACUAAUCGAUUUGAGCCAGCGGCUGCCUCUCUCUCUCUCUCUCUCUCUCUCUCUAAGUUUCAUCCCGAAUCCCAACCCCAAAACUGUUACCCUUAGAUCAUUUUUUUUAAAAAAUGGCUCACAUCUAAAAGAAAGGUUCGGCGAUGCUAGGGUUACGGGAACCGGAUGAAUAUGAGAUCGCUGUCUGUGGGUAUACGUCGGAUUUGGGGGGUAAAAAUCUACAGUCAGAAUGGUAUGCCAUUAAGGUCCCGAACCCAGGCCCAUCCCGAUGCCGACGCGACGGAUUUGGAGAGACACAAAUUAAUCUAUCUUCUUCGGCAAAGAAAAAAGAAAAGGUAAAAAUUAAUCCUCCUUGUGCAAAGGCAAAUGUAAAGGAAACAAUUAAGACGGAGCCGCUCCAUCCGUUUUCGGUAGUCAGGAUGAUGUACCAAAGCACGCAACAUGCAUUCCUUGACCAUUCGAAUCAGCAUAUGGAUUCUGGAUUGUCCUAUCUGUAUUCCCUUGGCGGCUUGGAUCCAGUUGGUUCUGAUAGUGAUGGUGACGGUGCUCAUCCAUUCGAAUCCAAAAGAUAUCGUAAAGUGUGGAGCUUAAACGUUAACAAGCCUGAUGCUGGUUGGGAAGCUGUUCCGCUCACGACUAUGACUUUUCCUAAUAGGUACAACCCUCAAUCCGUAGCCCUCCGCCAUAAGUUAUAUGUGUUGAGUGGUUUUUCCAGAUCUCAAUUUUCAGCUGCAAAAAAGGAUGGCUGGAUGGAGUCUUAUCACCCCUUAUCGGGAUGGAAACCCUUGCCCAAUCCUCCAUCUGGUUUUUCCUUUAACGAUGAUCCUCUCAUUUUCACUGCUCUUGAUGAUGAAGAAAAGAUUCUUGUAGCUCAAUAUAAUCAUGACGAUAUGAACUGUGAUUCUGCUACAUUCUAUGUUUAUGAUGUGAAGAUCGGACGUUGGACAACACUGGAUCCUCCGGUGCGCAAGCUACUUGCUCGGUAUCCUGACCGGACUGGUAGAAGAUCUGUAGCUGUUGGUAAUACUCUGUAUUGGGGUUCGUUUGAAGACGAGGAUAUCAAUGUACAAGCUUACGAUCUAUAUAAGGAUAUUUGGACCCACGGCAGUUUCAACAUUCGCCCUGUUCUUGGGAAAGAUGAAUUUCUGGCCGAUAAUGUAUUUCCAGCAUCACCUCCUUUGCUUCAUUUGGCUAAUCAGAAAUUCUGUCUUUUCUUGCUCACCUCCAUCUAUGAUGAGAAAAACUGCAGAGUUAGUAAUCUUUACCUUAAUUGUCUCAUACUUAAUGUUUCUCCGAUUAAUGCUCGUGACAAUCACCAGCACGAUUACUAUGACCAUGUAUGUUACAAAGUCCGUGGUGAUGUCAAUGUCGAUGACAAGGAGUACAAGGCCAAUUACCAUGUCCAUCCUCAUAACCAUUUCUGGAGGCUGAGUAUUUCCAUUGCGUCCAUCCAAAAGUAUCCCUUGCUUAAUCCCAUACAGCUCUGGGAUGCUGUGGUUCUGAAGCGUCCGUUGUGGCCCCCAUUGUCGCAAUCGAUGUCAAGAUUGAAGUUACGAUUGGUCUAAUCUGUGAAACAUCUCCUAUCCUUGAAAUGAACAAGUCUAGUGUCACAAGUUGUGGCACAACUUGUCCAUGUGGCGAGUUGUGAUUGGUGGAGGAGUGAUGUCCCUCCACCAACCACAACUCGCCACAUUGGUGAGUUAUGGCACAAGUUGUGGCACUAGACUUAUUCCCUUGAAAUAGGAAGCGUCCACUAUGGACCCCACUGUCGCAAUCGAUGUCAAGAUUGAAGUUAUGAUUGGUCUAAUCUGUGAAACAUCUCCUAUCCUUGAAAUGAACAAGUCUAGUGCCACAACUUGUGCCACAACUCGCCCAUGUGGCAAGUUGUGGCACUAGACUUAUUCCCUUGAAAUAGUUCUAGUUGAUGGACUCUGUCUCUUCCAGUUUCAGCUGAUGGUAAUCCACAAGAUGGCAAUGAUUCGAUGACCUUUCCACCCCAACGAUGACACCGCGAAAAGAACCUAUAACUUCUCCACUUAUACUUUGCCAUUUUACAAAUACCAUGGUCUCUAACGAUUUCGACAAGUUUUUUCUCAGAUUUGCUCACCUAAAUGUAAUUUGAUCCCAUCUCUUUUUCAAUUCACUUCAGUUCAUGAUUUUGAUUAAAGUAUUGUUGAAAUUUUAAGAUUUUUGAUAAUGGGUAUGAAACCCAAGUUGGGUGUGCAUGUGUCGAUGACCAAGGACAAGCAGGUUGCUGGAGGAUACUUGCAAGAUUGGCAUCUAGCUUCAAACAUGGACCUGUACGUUGUGACAGCACUUUGGCAAAACUACAAUUUUAUGGACUAAGGCUAAUGCUUUAGUUGCUCAGAAGCUAUCAUUGUUUAAAGUCUAUUUGUUUAACAUAGCUUGAAGACAUUAAGAAGGAAAUUGUUGGGAAAAUUUUUCCCUUUUAGAUUUGUUAGAGCAAAUCUUUUGUAAAUGAUUUUUUUUUUUUUUUGGUUCUUUUUUUGAGUUAGUAAAUGAAUGGUUAUUCAUGUAUAGACUUGUGAAAUGGCUUCCCAUAUGUAAUGCAUCUUGCCGAAUGGAUUUUGUAAUGAAUAAAUUUAACAGCUUUUGGGCAAUAUCA
Messenger RNA from Quercus robur (English oak), 2730 nucleotides. RefSeq lists its product as uncharacterized. Gene Ontology annotation, molecular function: protein binding. The transcript has 5 exons. The record is from RefSeq and is a predicted model, not a curated record. NCBI's taxonomy places the organism in Eukaryota, Viridiplantae, Streptophyta, Magnoliopsida, Fagales, Fagaceae. The coding region runs from base 248 to 1669 and encodes 473 amino acids.